Molecule: messenger RNA, 719 nt
Organism: Lolium rigidum
Lineage: Eukaryota; Viridiplantae; Streptophyta; Magnoliopsida; Poales; Poaceae
Exons: 3
Coding region: 52-444 (130 amino acids)
Molecular function (GO): catalytic activity
Source: RefSeq, a predicted model, not a curated record
GCCGCUCCCCAUCCAUGGCUUCGGAGGCGGGCGCCGCUCCUGUCCCCAUCCAUGGCUUCGGAGGCGGGCGCCGCCCCAUCCGUCCGCUCUGCCCCUCAAUUCCUCUUCCCCGAAGGAACAGCUCCACCGCCGGCGCUCCAUCCCUCCGCUCCUCCCCUCAACUCCUCUUAUCCGGGCGCCUCCACCCCGUGCGUUGAGCAGCCGGUGUCCGGCAAGAUCUUUGUGGAACCGCUCGAGCCCGUCCAUGUCUGUGAGGAGAAGGGAAGCAGUCCAGUUCGGAAGAAGGAGAAGGACGGCUGCCAGAUUCGGGAGAAGAAGAGGCGGAAAAAGGGCAAUAAUAUUUCUGCUCCAUCAAUAGAAGGAACGAUACUGCCUGGUAUAACAAGGAAGAGUACCAUCGAAGUUGUUGAGAGCAAAGACUACAAGGAAGAAAUGAGGCUGUAGUAUGUCCUUGAUCAGAUGAACAAGAACUUGAUGUAAAGUUAUGAUCGUCCUUGAGUGCGAGAGGCUAUGCUCAUGUUGGAUUGUAUCCAACUUAACUCAGCUCCGUAUCAUUGGUUAUGACUUGUGAAGUGUUGUUUUGAACUGCUUAUACAUAUUUUGUAAUGGAUUUUCUUAUUUGUUAGCUUAUGACAAUUGUCACUUAAACUGUGGAUUCUGUGGUGUUAAAGUUAACCUCUUAAAUUUGUUUAUGCUCAGUUUACAUUGUGUCUUGUCUA